AUGUCUUCAAGGAUAGAUGCUAAUGAAUAUGAUACUGAAGAUGAAGAAUCGAUACUUCAGCAGAACGUUGAUGAUAGUUUGUACGCUGAAGUAAUGAAAAGUUUAGGAAUUAAUUAUGGUAGCAAUGGCGAAAAGCCGAAACCUAUUGAUAGAGAGUUAUUGCUACAAUUAGUUGAGUUGAAAAAAAAAGAGAUUGGUACAGACUUGGAGCGCUUGAAAGCAGAGAAUUUAAACAAGUUAGAUAUGAUUUUAACGAAAAUCACUGCGUUAAAUUUACCAUCGGAAGUAAUUUUAGCAUUAGUUGAAUCAUCACCAGGUCAGCUGGAAUCUAACUUGGAAAGGAUAGGUGUUGUUCCACUGGUGCCUGCAAAUGGCCAAUUAACUUCUCCAAAGCAACUGCGAAAUUGGCCUCAAGUGACACCUCCUCAAACUCAAGCUCAACCGCCACUCCAAGCUGUACAAUCUCAAAUUCCUCCUCUGAUUCAACAGAGCCAAUUCUCCCCUCAGAGUCUGCCGCAAGCGCCGCCUCAAGGUCCUCCCCAGUUUGUUCCUACUUAUCAUUCUCGUACACUCUCUCAACCUGUAGAGUUAAUGACAUCCCUACAAAAACCUAAUCAACAACCGCUAUUACAACAACAACAACAACAACAACGGCAACAACUUCCACCUCCAAUGCUACCGCCGGGCGGUCAACAACAAUUUUGUCCUCUCCCUAGUUUGAGUGGAUCACAAAUGAAAUACAACUUUCCUCCACCUCCAAUGCCUCCCGAUGCAUCUCCAAAUGCAUCCCUGAGUAAUAAUAGAACAGGGUUAUAUUACCCUCAACGAUAUCAACGACCCAUUAGUUAUGGAUCUCAAAAUAUUCCUCCGGCAAUUUACGAACAAGUACCUCCCCUGCCUAAUUAUAGGAUGGGUCACAAGAGAGCCCAUAGUGCUAUGACCGUUCCAGAAAUGAGUACAUUCACUAUACGUAGGAAUGAACCAAAUGAAAUGCUGGAGAUAGAUGGUAGUAAGAAACCCGGGAAAGUUAGCUUUCUAAUCAAUACUCCCAAGAACCCUCCUAAAUGA
This is a messenger RNA of Kluyveromyces lactis, 1068 nucleotides long. RefSeq names its product Pog1p (gene POG1). The record is from RefSeq and is a predicted model, not a curated record. Bases 1 to 1068 code for a protein of 355 amino acids. The transcript has a single exon. Lineage: Eukaryota; Fungi; Ascomycota; Saccharomycetes; Saccharomycetales; Saccharomycetaceae.